AUGGAAGAGGCAAACUUCACCUUGGUGACAGAAUUCUUCCUUAUCGCCUUCACUGAACACCCUGAGCGAGCACUACCUCUCUUCCACCUGUUUUUAUUUAUUUAUCUCUUCACUCUGCUGGGGAACGCAGGCAUGAUCAUCCUGAUCUGCCUGGAUCACCGGCUCCACACCCCCAUGUACUUCUUCCUAAGUCACCUCUCUUUCAUGGACAUCUGCUACUCCUCUGUCACUGUUCCUCAGACAAUGGCUGUGUUGUUGGAGCAUGGGGCAAGAAUGUCCUACACACGCUGUGCUGCUCAGUUUUUCCUGUUCACCUUUUUUGGUUCCAUUGACUGUUACCUUCUGGCCUUCAUGGCCUAUGACCGCUAUGUGGCUGUGUGCCAACCGCUGCUUUAUGUCACCAUCAUGACGCAGAAGGUCCGUCACAGUUUUGUGACUGGGGCUUACAUUGCUGGCCUCUUCAGUGCCUUGGUGAGGACCAUCUCAGCAUUCACUCUUUCCUUUUGUGGAAACAAUGAGAUCGACUUCAUUUUCUGUGACCUCCCUCCUCUAUUAAAGCUCACCUGUGGUGACAGCUACACCCAGGAAAUGGUGAUUAUUGUGUUUGCCAUUUUUGUCAUCCCUGCUUGCAUGGUGGUGAUCUUGGUGUCUUACUUGUUCAUCAUAGUGGCCAUCAUGAGGAUCCCUUCAGCGGGAGGCCGGGCCAAGACCUUCUCUACCUGUGCCUCACACAUCGCCACAGUGUCUCUCUUCUUUGGCACCCUCAUCUUCAUGUACCUGAGAGAUAACUCUGGCCAGGCCUCAGAUAAGGACAGAGUGGUGUCUGUGUUGUACACAACAGUAAUCCCCAUGUUGAACCCUCUCAUCUACAGCCUGAGGAACCAGGAAGUGAAGGGAGCUCUAAGGAAAGUUUUCCACAGAGUCAAGCUUUCCUAG
Jaculus jaculus (lesser Egyptian jerboa) is the source of this 936-nucleotide messenger RNA. Its product is annotated as olfactory receptor 9Q1. Gene Ontology annotation, molecular function: olfactory receptor activity; G protein-coupled receptor activity; odorant binding. Bases 1 to 936 code for a protein of 311 amino acids. Gene Ontology annotation, biological process: sensory perception of smell; G protein-coupled receptor signaling pathway. Gene Ontology annotation, cellular component: membrane. Lineage: Eukaryota; Metazoa; Chordata; Mammalia; Rodentia; Dipodidae. The record is from RefSeq and is a predicted model, not a curated record. The transcript has a single exon.